Messenger RNA from Zootoca vivipara (common lizard), 3106 nucleotides. RefSeq names its product enhancer of mRNA decapping 3 (gene EDC3). Gene Ontology annotation, molecular function: mRNA binding. NCBI's taxonomy places the organism in Eukaryota, Metazoa, Chordata, Lepidosauria, Squamata, Lacertidae. Gene Ontology annotation, cellular component: P-body. Gene Ontology annotation, biological process: deadenylation-independent decapping of nuclear-transcribed mRNA; P-body assembly. The record is from RefSeq and is a predicted model, not a curated record.
CGCUCUGCGCAUGCCUGAAUGAAAAGCCCCGGACGUUGCCUCUGAAGUGCAGCAGCAGCGGACGGAAGUGACGUCGGGACGCCUUGUGCUUCCGCUGUGAAGAAGAAGCUCUGAGGGGGCAGAAGCGAUGAUCAGGGAAAAUAUGGCUGCAGAUUGGCUUGGAAGCAUUGUCUCAAUCAACUGUGGAGAGAGCCUGGGAGUCUAUCAGGGAAGAGUUUCUGCUGUGGAUCAGGUCAGCCAGACCAUCUCCUUAAAGCGGCCUUUCCAUAAUGGUGUUAAAUGUUUGGUACCAGAGGUCACCUUCAGGGCAGGUGACAUUACUGAACUGAAGAUCCUGGAGAUUCCAAGCCCUGGUGAUAAUGGGCAAUGUGGAGACUUUCAGCACACUGACCUUUGUAUUCCUGGCAUUGGAUGUCCAGGGGGUACCAGCCAGAAUGGCCCUGGCAAAUUGCCAAAGAAACCUGGUGCUUCUAGUAGUGCCCCACAGAAUAUCCCCAAGCGAACAGACGUUAAAAACCAGGAGGCUGCCAUUUCUCCCCAGCAGCAGCAAUGCUCCAAGAGCUAUAUGGACCGGCACAUGGAGUCCUUGAACCAAUCCAAAGGCUUUCGCCGGAGGCACAACUCAUGGUCCUCCAGUAGCCGCCAUCCAAACCAGGUGACUCCAAAGAAGAGUGGUGUGAAGAAUGGGCAGAUGAAGAACAAAGAUGAUGAGUGUUUUGGGGACGACAUUGAAGAAAUCCCAGAUACAGAUUUUGAUUUUGAAGGGAACCUGGCCCUCUUUGAUAAGGCAGCUGUGUUUGAGGAGAUUGACACUUUCGAGAGGAAGAGUGGGACUCGCUCAAGAGGCACUCCAAACGAGAGAUCUGCACGCUAUCGUCACGAUGAGAAUAUCUUGGAAUCUGAGCCUAUCGUGUAUCGCAGAAUCACUGUGCCCCAGGCAAGCAAAGAAUUCUGCACUGACUCUGGGCUGGUUGUUCCAAGUAUCUCCUAUGAGCUUCACAAAAAACUUCUUUCGGUGGCAGAGAAAUACGGGCUCACCCUUGAACGGAGACUGGAAAUGACGGGGGUAUGUGCCAGUCAGAUGGCCCUGAGUCUGCUCGGAGGGCCCAACAGGUUGAAUCCAAAAAACAUUCACCAGCGACCCACGGUUGCCUUGCUGUGUGGCCCUCAUGUGAAGGGGGCUCAGGGAAUCAGCUGUGGUCGGCAUCUUUCCAAUCAUGAUGUGCAUGUCAUUCUCUUCCUUCCCAACUUUGUCAAGAUGCUGGAAUCGAUCACCAAUGAGCUGACACUUUUCAGCAAGACCCAAGGCCAACAGGUGUCCAGUGUCAAAGAUCUUCCAGACUCACCAGUUGACUUGGUGAUAAACUGCUUGGAUUGCCAUGAAAAUGCCUUCCUGAGGGACCAGCCUUGGUACAAGGCUGCUGUGGACUGGGCCAACCAAAACAGAGCCCCCAUCCUCAGCCUGGACCCCCCGGUGAAUGACAUGGAGCAAGGGAUCGACGCCAAGUGGUCUCUGUCCCUGGGGCUGCCACUGCCCCUAGGUGAGAGGUCUGGGCGCGUGUACCUGUGCGAUAUCGGCAUUCCACAAAAAGUCUUCCAAGAGGUGGGGAUAAACUACCACUCACCUUUCGGCUGCAAGUUUGUCAUCCCUUUGCACUCUACCUAAAGUGGGGAGGGGGGGCGGCUUUGGCCCUGAAGAGGAAAGUGGGGGCAGAACCGCCUCAAACCACACGACUGAUCCUGACUAUAUUAAAACUCUUUGAAGCCUUAAGGAUGUUGGAAGUUCUCAACUGUGUUUCUUUCAAGAGAAAUAUCAGUACUGAGGAGAACCAAGAGGGCUCGUGCUCCUCUGAGCCUUUGAUGACCUCCCAAUGCCAUGAAGGAACGCAGAGGCAGCUGGUGUCUUCAACCAGCUCGACAAGUUGGUGGUGGGAAGGCAGGGUGCGUGCUUGCUUACACAUGCAGGUGCCCCUGCCCGUUCAGAUAUGCAGCUAACAGUAUGGUUUCGUUUUCCCUCCCCCCCCCGCAGGACUGGCAGGGGGUAUGUGUCCCCCUUGCUGAUCAUGUGGGAAUGAGGGCUGUCCUGCUGCCGCCAGCGCAUCCCUCUCUUGUGCAGCUACAGCCCCGUCUCUCAAGCUAUAUGGUACAUUGGCUUGCUCAGCCUAGGCAGGUGGUGGGAGGCACCUACUUCUCCUGCUGGCAGCUUGGAGUUUGUAGAACAGCAAUUGUGUCUCUUGAGCCACUGCCAGCACACACUUGUUUCUUUUUUGCUUAUUUGAGUGAAUGAUAAUGUGGUUGCAAUACUUGUGGCUUAAAAGAAGACUGAGGAAGCAGACUCAUUGGUGCUGUCACUUGUGCUUCUCCACAAGUAGUGUCCUGCCAUCUUACUGUAGAAUUCACAUUGCUGGUGUCUGCUCCUUUAAAAAAAAAAAAACCUACUUCCCAGGGCCCGUGUGUGUGAGAGUGUGUAUGAGAGUAUUGAGACUUAGCUGCCACUGGAUAUGAAACCCAUAGAAAAAUUCAUGUUCAUGAUGGUGGCACUACCUUGUUCCCUCUCGGUAUGUCCAGAACAAGCACAUGGCUACACUUUCAAGUGAAGCAAUGAAAUGUGAUGGGGCUUUGUCUAGCGGUGCAGAACAGUUGCAAAGUGGCAUUGGAACAGAAGCGGCUUAAGAUGGAAAGGCCUGUGAAGUGAGCCAAAUGGCCAAGCAAAGCCGCCUCUUCCUGCAUGUUGCUUUUGCACUCUCAUCUGGUCCUCUUGUGCUUCAGGCAUGAGCUUGUAUAAUGACCCACUGGUGAAUUGUGCAUCUCAGCUACUGACUGCCCCUCUCCCAAUGUGCCGUUCUUCAGUGGGAAGGACACAACAUUGUGUUGCUCUCUGGGGACCAACUCGUUGCUGUCACUGGCUUGUUCUUAUUCCAAAUGCUGCCACAGCAGAACAUUUUGGUUUGUAGCCAGGCUUUUCCUGGAGUUCAGGGGUGCAACACACUUAAGUAGCUGAAUACCUGUUAGCUCUGAGAAAUCAGCUGUGCUUUGACCUUCUUGUCUCUAAAGGUGCCAUACAGAACUCUCACAAAUAACAAUGAUUAAAAUGUGCAGCAAAGCA